Messenger RNA from Balaenoptera ricei (Rice's whale), 1591 nucleotides. It is a transcript of the gene EPCAM, whose product is annotated as epithelial cell adhesion molecule. The transcript has 9 exons. NCBI's taxonomy places the organism in Eukaryota, Metazoa, Chordata, Mammalia, Artiodactyla, Balaenopteridae. Gene Ontology annotation, cellular component: bicellular tight junction; membrane. The record is from RefSeq and is a predicted model, not a curated record. Gene Ontology annotation, molecular function: cadherin binding involved in cell-cell adhesion. Bases 226 to 1170 code for a protein of 314 amino acids.
CGGCUCCGCCCCGCCGAGCGUCCAGAGCGCCCAGUCCGUCGGCCAGCUCGUACCGUGCUCUCGGCCCCGGGGCACCUCGCUGUCGUCCUCCCGACGCGCGCGUCCCAGGCCUCGCGCCGUCCCGCCGGCCAGUGGGCUCCCGGCGGCCUACUCUGUCCGCGCGUCCUCCCGCGAGCCCCCGGCCCGCCUCGAGCCCCUCGCGCCCUUGUCCUCGGCGCGCGCAGCAUGGCGCUCCCCCACGUCCUUGCGUUCGGGCUCCUGCUCGUCGCAGCGACGGCGGCGGUGGCCGCGGCCCAGGAAGGAUGUGUGUGUGAAAACUACAAACUGACCACAAACUGCUCUGUGAAUGCGCAUGGUCAGUGCCAGUGUACUUCAAUCGGUACACAACAUUCCAUCAUUUGCACAAAACUGGCUUCCAAAUGUUUGGUGAUGAAGGCAGAAAUGAGUGGGUCAAAGGCUGGGAGAAGAGUGAAACCAGAGGGUGCUAUCCAGAAUAAUGACGGGCUCUAUGAUCCCGAGUGUGACGACAAGGGGCUCUUUAAAGCCAAGCAGUGCAAUGGCACCUCCACGUGCUGGUGUGUGAACACUGCUGGGGUCAGAAGAACCGAUAAGGACAGUGGAAUAUCCUGUUCCGAGACAGUGAGGACCUUCUGGAUCAUCAUUGAACUAAAACACAAGACAAGAGAAAAACCUUAUGAUGUUCAAAGUUUGCAGGCUGCACUCAAGGAGGUAAUCACAAGUCGUUAUCAGCUGGAUCCAAAAUAUAUCACAAAUAUUCUGUAUGAGAAUGAUGUUAUCAUUAUUGACCUGGUACAAAAUUCUUCUCAGAAAACUCAGAAUGAUGUGGACAUAGCUGAUGUGGCUUAUUAUUUUGAAAAAGAUGUUAAAGAUGAGUCCUUGUUCCAGUCCAAAAGGAUGGACCUGAGAGUAAAUGGGGAACUACUGGAUCUGGAUCCUGGUCGAACUUCAAUUUACUAUGUUGAUGAAAAACCACCUGAAUUUUCAAUGCAGGGUCUACAGGCUGGUAUUAUUGCUGUCAUUGUGGUUGUGGCAGUAGCAAUUACUGCUGGAAUUGCUGUGCUGGUUGUUUCCAGAAAGAAAAGAAUGGCAAAAUACGAGAAAGCUGAGAUAAAGGAGAUGGGUGAAAUGCAUAGGGAACGCAACGCAUAACACUAAUUUGAAGAGUAACUAUGAGGGAAAUUAGCAAACAGACUCAGAUUACAGACGUAUGAACAUGGGGCAAAGAGAAGAUCUUUGAAGACCACUAUUGUGUUAGUUAACAUCAUAUAUUUGUAACAGUUAAACCUGUACUCAAAAUAUAAGCAGUUUGAAAUUGACUUUAUUAAUCUUAAAAUUUGACCACAAGUGUCAUAUAUAUGCAGAUCUGAUAUAAAACCCAGAAUUUGAACUGCGUAGUUUGAAUUAUUUAUGCCUAACACUGAAGGGUAUGCGUUAAAUAUGCUUCCACAGUAGAGUCUGAGUGACUACUGUCUCAUCUGUUUGUGAUUAAAUAGCUGCCUUUCUGUCUACUUUGAGUCUUGUACAUAUAAAUGUUUUUUAUGAACUAUGAAAUAAAACAUUUUAAAAAUGA